This is a messenger RNA of Drosophila novamexicana, 3913 nucleotides long. RefSeq names its product headcase protein (gene heca). The record is from RefSeq and is a predicted model, not a curated record. The transcript is spliced from 6 exons. NCBI's taxonomy places the organism in Eukaryota, Metazoa, Arthropoda, Insecta, Diptera, Drosophilidae.
AAACAAAUCAUGUAAAAAAAAAUAAUCAAAAGGAGACUUGAUACAAUUUUUUUGAUACUAGAAACGCGCGUUGUAAACUCAGCUCAGGUAUAACAUUAGCAAUAAAAUAACAAUAACAAAAAUAGACUGCAAUUUUGUGUACACAUUUUAUACAGUUAACAUAAAGAAAAACAAAAAACAAAAAAAAAAAGCAUGCUGAGGCAGCUGCUUAGCGAGGCUUAAAUCAAAUACAAAUAAAGCAAUAAGCAAUAGCCAAAAAGAAAUUUCGUGAAACACGUGCGAAUUUAUGGCGCCGCGUCGCAGCAGCAGCAGCAGCGGCAACUCCCAACAGCAAGAACUGCAACAGCAGCAACAACAAUUGCAACUGCAGCAGGAGCCGCCGCAACUCUACAACUUUGCGACGUCAAACUCGACAAACAUGGCGCCCAUGCAGCAGACGCUCAGCGUCGGCGUUCAGCUGACGCGCUGCUGCUAUCCUAACGGUGAAUGCGUCAAACUGGACGCACUGAUUGCGCUCGACGAACAGGGCCUGGCCGAUUGCGUGCGCGUCCUGUGCAACAACGAGAACUGCAACGUGGGCCAGUAUAUGCAUCGGGAUUGCUUCGAUCGGUGGGAGGCGGGCGUGCUGCAGCAGCUGAAGAGCAGCGCCAGGGCGCGCAGCUGGUCGGAGCGGCAGCGCGUGCAGCAGUUGUGGACGAAGAAGGGCUACGAUCUGGUCUACAAGAACUGCAUAUGCAAGUGCGGACGCGGACAGUUGCGCAAGGAUCUCGAGUGGCCCUCGACGGGCGUUUGCUUCCAGCGGCCGCUCAUCAGCAGCGGCAGCGGCAGCGCCAGCAGCUGCGAAGACGAUGACAAAAAGAAGGCCAAAAAGAAGCGCAAUCGCAACGGCAACGGAAACGGAAACAACACCAACACCAACAACAGCAACGGCAACAACAACAACGGCAGCAAUCAGAAACAGGCUAGUGUUGCACUCGCGCCGCUUAACACAAACUCGGCGAAUUUAACGCCCAAUCCCAAUGUGGGCGUCAUUGGCUCCGGCUUGCCACACAACAACAACAACAACAGCAGCAGCGGCAACAACAACAACAACCAUACAACUGGCCUGCAGGCCAGCGUGGUGGCCACCCUCAGCAACAUACUCAUAAGCAACAACAACAAUAGCAACAGCAACGUGUUGGGCCUGGAUUUGCGCGCUCGCGCUGGAAGCCUCUCUUCCAGCGGCUCCAGUUCGCCCUCGGCCUCGCAGUCCAGCGCGGACAGCUCGCUGUCGCCCGUGCAGAAGCAGCAGCAGCAGCAGCAACAGUUGCACUUGCAGCAACAACAAUUGCAGCUGCUGCAGCAACAGCACAAUGGACUCGGCCUGGCCAAGUGCCUGCUGCAGCCGCCCAACCCGCAGCCCCCGCAGCUGCCCGCUUUGGCCAACAUCAGCAAUUUCAAGCCUCUCGCCAGCUACGAUCAGCAGCAGCUCGUGCAGCAGCAGAAGAACAAAGAAGUCGAAAUCUAUUCGGAGCGUGUGCGCUCCACCUCUGGUUGCAACGGUAUCUUCUCACGUCGUUUGGAUUUCUCAUCAUUCAACUUGCUGCCAAAGACGCGUUUGAAUUCUUAUCAAGUUAAGAUUGAGGAUGAGGGCAAUCAUGGCAACGAUGAGACACGCCUCUUCAUACUCUCCUCGCUGGCCCAAUCCCAGAUGAGCCGCGUCGCCUGCAUAUUGUGCGAGGAGCCGUUGCUUGUAUUCGAUCGCUAUCCCCUGGUCGAUGGCUCCUUCUUUCUAAGUCCCAAGCAGCAUUCCAGCGGCUGCAUUGAGGUCAAAUACGAGGGACGCAUGCUCUACUUGACCUGUGUGUGCAUGAGCUGCCUGGAUGGCACCUCCAGCAGUCGUGUCAUCAGCUGCAGAUUCUGCAAUGAGCCCUGGGAUGGCUCCAGUCUGGUGCUUGGCACCAUGUAUGCCUAUGACAUCUUUGCGGCCAUGCCCUGCUGUGCCGAGCGUUUUAAGUGCAAUAAUUGCUUCAAGAUGCUAAUGCAUCCGCAACAGCGGUUGAGCUUCUACAGCGAUUACUCGCAUGGUGUCACUUGCCCCUUUUGCAACACGCAGGACACUCACUUUGUUAAGCCGCUCAGCUACUGCUACGCCAAGAGCAAUGCGACGCGGCUGCAGGCGAUCGCAUAACAUGAGGCCCCGUUGGAGCCACCAACGGUUGCUGGCGCAAAUCCAAAUUCAGCCAGUGCCAAUGGUGCUUCAACGGCCUCCAUGCAGCCGCUCUAUAAUGCAGCCAUUGACUACUCCGCCCCGCUGCAGCAGCAAAUUAAUCCCGAUUUAAUUGGCGCCCAUCCGCACGCCCAGCAACAUCAGCAGGUAAGACAGCAGCAACAGCAGCAGCCGGCACAACAGCAGCAACAAUUGGUUGCAGCAGCCGCUGCAGCAGCAGUCCCCACAGCGAUUGCUGCCACACAGCGUGCCACAGAAGCCGCCUAUUUGGUAACAGCAGCAGCUGCUCGCGCUAGCUAUCAGCAACAGCAGCAGCAACAACAACAGCAGCAACAACAACAGCAGCAGCAACAACAACAGCAGCAACAACAACAGCAGCAGCAGCAGCAACAACAACAGCACAAAUUAAGCUUCUCAAAUAGCUUCUCAAAGACCAUGGCGGAUGUUAUGAGCAAGUAUCAACAACAACAGCAGCAACAACAACAGCAGCCGCUCAAGCAAUUGGGCCACUUGAGCCUGGGCCAUGAUGCCAACGGACUUUUAUUGAGCAACAUAAACAACAGCAAUGCAAACAACAACAGCAACAACAUUGGUGUUAGCAGCAGUAUUAAUAACUUAUUGAUUAGCCAUAAUUCACAAAACAACAGCAGCAACAGCAGCAACAACAAUGGCCUCAAAAUCAACGCCUGGUCACAGCCAGGCCCCCACAUGGCCCAGGCAGAGGCCAUAUCAGCAUUGUGGGGCUGUGGCAGCAAUGCCUCCACAAGCGGCUCGACCAGCGGCUGCUCAUCGGGCAGCGGCUCACAGCCGUCGCUCAGCCCCACCACCAGCCACAGCAAGGAGCUGCUGUGGGCACAGACCUCGCCCAGCUGCGCUCAGCUCAGGGACAAUUUCUAUGCGGCCAAAGAGCUAUUGCCGCAUGCUGCAUCGCCCACCGCCUCCUUGACCAGCUCAUCGGGCGCGUCCUCCACCGGUGGCGGUGGAAGUGGCAACGGCGCCGGUGUCAGUGGCUGGGGCAAUACAACUGCUGCACACUAUGCCAAGCUGAGUGCUGCACAGAAUAUCUGGGAGCUGCCGACGGCGGCUCCAAGUAAUGUAGCAACGCUCGUACCGGACAUGUUCAGCGAUCUCCUCUGCAAUCUGCACAUUAGCCAGGACGGCAACACUGGCAACAACAACCACAAGGCCAACGAUGCCUCAGAUGUAAGCUCCAAUUCGUCCUCCACUGCGGGCGAGCUGCUAGAAGCGGCCAACAUUUGGCGGCACAGCAACAACAUGAAUGCCACGCUCCAUCAACAGCAGCAGCAGCAGCUGCAACUCUUUGAGGAGCCGGCUGGAGGUGCAGCCUGCAUGCAGCUCUUCAACGACUAUCUAAACAUGAACAACUGAAUCACAAAUGUUACUUUAGCCAAAUUUAACAGAGAAUAGUAACAUUAACAUUAACAUUAACAGCAAAAGCAAAAGCAACAGCAACACGAAUAACCAGCAGGCAGGUAAAAAGCAAAUUUCCAACUUUUUUAGCAAUAUACCCAAAAAAAAGAAGAGCAUAAAGAAAAACAACUAUAAUAAAAAACUUGCCCCUGCCAACAAACCAUGUUGCUGUGUCUAAUUUUAACUAACAUAAACAAAAGAUGGCAAACGAUUUUACUGAAAAAGAAAAAAAAAAGCGGCGUCAAAAACUGCGCGAAGGGCAGAAAACAAAAC